Molecule: messenger RNA, 1029 nt
Organism: Chaetomium globosum CBS 148.51
Lineage: Eukaryota; Fungi; Ascomycota; Sordariomycetes; Sordariales; Chaetomiaceae
Exons: 2
Coding region: 1-1029 (342 amino acids)
Source: RefSeq, a predicted model, not a curated record
AUGGACCCAUCGACACACCAGGGAUCCCCAUCCCAGCCACCUCCGGGCAGCCACGACAGCAACGACAACGACCAUACCCAACACCGAGUGCGCUUCGCCGAAGGAGAACCACAAGCAAGCUACACGAUUCAUCAACCGACCCCGAAGCGCGAACAACAUCACGCCGCCGCAUCCGUUGCCGCGCCACCGGCCGUGUAUUGGGACAAUAAAAAACACAACGAUAGCGACAGAGAGAGCGAUGCCAAUCUUGCAGGAUACACAUUCUACCGGGAGGGGACACCUCCUCCGCCCGACUACGAGGGGCCGGGGAAGCGACUGGGCCGUGGAGGACCGGGGACGAUAGGCGAAAGCUCGACAGUUGGCGGGGGAACAAUACGCAGUAAUGGCGAUUACAGCAUCGGUCCUCUCAACCCCCUCGAGACCAACUGGAGCCAGAACGACGGCAACAAUCCGCCCCCGACAAAAAGGAGAAAGGUUUUAUGGGCGAUCAUUGCCGCCGCCGUCUUGGUCAUCGUUGCCAUUGCGGUUGGUCUUGGGGUCGGCUUAGGCGUGGGGUUACCGAAGCAGAAAGGGGCUCACGCAGACGCCGUAGAACAACCCACAAGUUCAAUAUUGGUCUCAGGGCCCAGCAACAGCCCGGCACCAACAGACCCGCCAACCAACGCUCCUGGCGGCACCGGAGCCGCCGCAGGAGCCACAACCGGGUCAGCCGCCGCCCCACGGCCGACCUACAACUCGGAUUGCCCUGCCCUUAACAACACGGUUUAUAACGUGCCAGGCUCGACCAUCAGCUUCCGCCGGGUGUGUGGUAUCGACUACAGCGGCGACGGCGCCACUGACCUCGCACACGCCUGGACGGACAGCAUGGCCGAUUGCAUGAACAGCUGUGCCUCCUUCAACCAGUGCACAGCGUGCGCAUGGGGCUAUUUAGAGGGGGACCGGGGCGGAAAGCACCGCUGCUACAUGAAGACGGAUCUGAAGAAGUCUCACAAAGCAGCGAGCGAUUGGUGUUUUGCCAUUUUGCAAUAA